Messenger RNA from Enterobius vermicularis (human pinworm), 1518 nucleotides. The record is from the annotation of a GenBank genome assembly. NCBI's taxonomy places the organism in Eukaryota, Metazoa, Nematoda, Chromadorea, Rhabditida, Oxyuridae.
AUGUUUGGUAACUGGUUCCGUAAUCUGUUGCUAACUGUGUUAUGUUAUGUUUAUUUCGUUAACACGGCAGCAAUCAUUCGUGAUGUUUUGAGUCCAAAAAAUAUUGGCGAUGACAGUGAAAACACGAAAGACGUCAGAAGUGAUGCCCCUAACUUCCUUAAUACUACUAAUGUUGCACCUUCAUUUCACCCGUUGUCGUGUAAUCUCCGAUGUACUGAUGAGAUUGACAGCACUGUGGCAUUGAUGAAGAUCGACUCCCCUUGGGAUGAAGACAGAAAAACUCUUUUUUGCGCCAUUUUUGACUCGGUGGAGAAGUGCUGGAGGACGAGUCUGCCCCACGGCAGCAUUGGAACAGGUGUUAGUCUGCAUGCUUCGGAAUACGCCUGUAACAGUGAAGCGAACAGAGGUAUGGUUUACUCAUGGAGGGUCACUGUAGGGGAUAUAAGUUUUACAUGCUCAGCCGACGCUACUGCAGAAUUAUCAUCCUGUGUGCAUGAGGAAGCUAUGGAUGUCUAUGAAAAAUGCGAACGCGUUUGUCGACUUGGUAAAACUGUGACUGGAGUGGAUACUUUCGUGAUGAGAAACCGCGACUCACUGGGUGUACCUGACAGAGUGGGAAGAUUUGUCGAUGUCAGCAGUAGUGAGACAGGAUCAGCGACCGAAGUUCAGUGUUUACUCACACAAUGCCUGCGUUAUGCUCUUCUCAUCAGUCCUUCCAGGGCUGUGCCGAGACAACGUAUACGAGAGCUCUUACUUCGAGGCUUUCAAAAUGAGGAAAGAACAACCAUUAAGUUUAAGGUUAGCCUAGAGGCUCAGCCAAUGUCGAAGAGGUCCACAGACGCAAAGGCGUCUACAGCACACCAACAAAGCACCAACAACCUGACACAUCAUCCACCGUUUAAAAGAAACCCCAGUGACGAUAUAGAUAUACUUCAUAACGUGAUAGGAGGCCUGCCAUAUCAGCCGCUUUCCAGCAGGUCUGCCGCGCAUGGCAAUGAGCUACCUCAAAACAGGACAGACAAAAUGAAAAACCAAUUGUCGAAAAAGCCCGAAGAUCACUCAAUCGCACCUCACAACACGACAGAGGAUUUCCGAAGACAGCAGCCCUCAAACAGAUCUGAAAGUGAACAUUCGUCUAUGCGUCAGAACAGAACCCAGGACAUCGUGGACGAGGCGUUGUCGAACGGGACCGCAGAAGACGACAAGGCUGCAUUUUCCAAAAGAACCAAGGGUUUGUCAGACCAGUCACUGUCGAAGAGGUCUGCAGAUUAUUCGGCCGAAACUCACAAUAAAACCCAGGAUUUCCCGAACCAGCCGCUGUUCAACACAACUGAAGAAGACAAGCUAUCAGCGCUUCAGAACAGGACCGAGGAUCUUCCGAAAAAGUCGUUGUCGAACAGAACUGAAGAAGACGAGCUAUCAGCACUUCACAACAAGACCGAGGAUCUCCUGAACCAGUCGUUGUCGAACAGAAAUGAAGAAGACGAGUUAUCAGCACUUCACAACAGGACCGAGGAU